Messenger RNA from Purpureocillium lilacinum, 267 nucleotides. The record is from RefSeq and is a predicted model, not a curated record. NCBI's taxonomy places the organism in Eukaryota, Fungi, Ascomycota, Sordariomycetes, Hypocreales, Ophiocordycipitaceae.
AUGGAUAACGCGACUAGCCAGCUACUUCGUACAAGAAACACACCAUCGACACACCUGCGGCUGCAUCACCCCAGACCGCUGGAUGAGCUAACUCGUACCAAGCACUCGGUCGGGCUGCCACACGGCAGCGGUUGUAGUAGCAGCAGCAGCAGCAGCACGGCCCGCGGAAUGGGCGGAGGGGUGGGAGCGUGCAUGCCGGAGGCGAAUUCGGUACAUCAAGCACAUACGUACGGUGUGGAGGGAACGGGCGGUCCGACCGACCGGUGA